AUGCCAUCCCCCGCGGCUUCAUCAUUCCAAGAACCACAAGAAUCUGGAGAAACUCCAACCGACUCCCCGACCCCGUCUCCUGACAACACUGCCCUAAACGAAGCCGUUGGUGAACAGCACGAUGAAGCCCCGCCUCCUUCCGCCCGACCUAUUAGGAAGUAUACACGCCGUCAACUUGUUCUACUCUCAGCCUCGCCGUUGGUGAAACCGCCACUGAAUAUGCCAGAGCUGAAAGUGUGGUUUGGAACUGAAAACGAAAAUUCUGUAAAAAAGGAUGAUCCACCAACUUCUGGUGGGCCGAGGGAACGACGAUAUCGCCGUGAUGCUGAAGAAGGAGAUGUAUCUGCACGACCUUCAUUCCGCACUGCGCUCACUCAGCCGUCUCAAAUGGGAAAUUUCAAGCAUCAAUCUUUGCGUCCGAGUGAUCGUGACAGGGACAGAGAAAGAGAAGGCGACAAAGAAAGAGAACGCGAUAUGCGCGAAAAGGAAGGCCAUGAAAGGCUUCGACAUUUAUCAGAUAAGUAUGACCGUGACAGGCUUUCACUUCCUCUGGCCACAAGGAAAGAUCGAGAGGUGGCUCCUCAUCUCAAUGCAAAUAGCGCCAGAACGCAACAGUCGCUUUCUUCAAACGCUGCCUCUCGGCGGGGAGAUGCCCGUGAAACUAUCAAGAAAAAAGUUGGUGAGGCAAGCGAGGAUUGGAGAAGAGGUGCAGAGCCUCCUCGGCCUAGCCGCGAGGACCGUAUUGACAAUGGUAGAGAAAGAACUCGGGAUUCCUCUCGACCUAAACGGGAUGCUUCUCUUUCAAGAAGGGACCGCGAAGAACCCCGCGAUAAGCCCCAACGGGGGGACCGUGAGCGUGAUGACCAUCGACGGGAUAAAGACGUUGACGGGGAAGAGGAUUCUCGCCGUUGGAGAGAUGACGGGAAACGCGACGAAAGGAUAGCAACCUCACGAAGAGAACGUGGACGAGAUAAACCCAACAAUGAUCAUACUUGGGAAGGAAAUGCCGAUAAAAGAUGGGCUACUAAUGAUGACCGAGCAUACAAACGUUCUUCUGCCCGCGAACGAAAACCUGGAAAUCCCUCUGAUGACACCAAAGACAAGGAUGAACGCAAGGACAAAGAGCGUGAGAAGGAGAAGGAACCUGCUUGGAUGGAUACAUAUGUCCCCAAUGAAGCUACGCAGGGAAUACUUGGCGGACAUAGCUCGACAGGAGAAUUAGAUGGCAUCCAAGCCUGGAAAAAGGGAUUGAAGGAGAAGGAAUCCAAAGAAAAAGAGGCAUCUUUACCUCCCUCAAAAUCUACGACGGUCGACAAAGCGUCUCAACCUGCAACGUUGCCUGGGAGGUCGGAAGCUAUGGACGAAAUACAACUUUUUAAACUUCUCAUGAAACAGGAAGAAGAGAAGAAGAAAAACGACCUCGACGAUAUUGCUUCAAAGAGUGACCACGCUUUGCAGCAAAUGAUGAAACAAGAGAGUACGAUGGCUUCGACAUCCAAAGGCAGGGAAAACGCCGUUGAAGAUUCCCUUGGUGAAUCCUAUUCUCAUGGCACCAAUUCCGAGACCAUCCGGCCCCAAGCUCAAAGUACACCUGCCUUUUCCUCUACGUCUCCACCACCGUUUCCGCCUGGUCUGAAGGAUUUGGCAGUCUCUAACAAAGCCUCCACCGAAUCAUCUCAAGGUCGAACGUCUUCCGAAGGAAGGGAACCAAUAAAUCUUGGUGCCUCUCACGACUUACAUCAACCUACAGCAUUGAAACCCACAGAUUCUGUUGCUGUGUCUUCUUUCCAACCUCCUCCUGGCUCUCGGCUGCUUGCUUUUGCACGACCUCCCAUCAAAGCUCCCAAUUCCGAUAAUUCAUCCAACACUCUUCAGACUUUGAACGGAGGUUUACCAAACGUUACAUCAGAUUCAAAUAUCGCAUUUUCCAAACAUGACUCACCUCGUCCUCAAUCCGGAUUUUCGCCAUUUGAUGACCAAACACGUCCGCGCUAUGGCUUCGAUGAGCAAAGAGAGGCCAAUAUUCUUGUCAACACGCAUCAUCGAAUCCCAAUCGAGCAAAACUUUAGCUCCAACGUCAAUUCUCCGAUGGAAACCAACUACAAUGGCCUAGGAGCAAAAGGGAGUCGGUUUGCUAAGUUCUUCGAUGGUAAGGGUCGGGAUGGUACGGCGUCCGGAAAACCUCAGCUGCAAGGCGGCUUCACGUCACCAUCUCCUAAUCACGGUCAAAGACAAGAUCACCCUAACAUAAAUCAAGGAAACCCAGGUGAUCAGCGUGCCAUGGAGGAACUUUUUGCGAUGCUCAACAAUUCGUCUCAACGCGGCAAUGUAGCUACUAUUUCAAACCCACUGCUCAAUCAUAAUGGAGGAUUUUCAUCACCGGGAUCAAGUUUACAUGCUCACCAGCAACAACACCUUAUUCCUCAGCCCCAACACCAUAGCAAUCGACUUGAACCUCUAUACGACAGUCGAUCAGACGAUCGCAGCUUUGUUCCUGAUGGGAUGGUCCCAGGCCUACGACCAAUACCUCCACCUCCUCCACGUGGUCGAGAACCACACUUUGUCGAACACGUUGACGAUCCGAUGCACUACAAUUAUCAACGUCUACCCCCACCACAUAACCAGCAACAGCAGUCGCGGAAUCUUGAUCCGUUAUACCCUACACCUACCUCUCUCUACGCUCAACAAGGCCGACCGAAUGCUGGACUCAAUCUUCAGAAUCUGCAGCAGCCUAACUUCAGAGGCGGUCCUUCUCCGAACUCCGCCCAGGGUGUUCCCAUUCCAAACGGGCCACAGCAACGACUUCCCCCAGGCUUAGCUAAUCUGGGAGGCCGUCCACCCCAUGAACCCAAUCAAUUUCUGGGAAUGCCGAACCUUCCGACAUCUGUUCCACAUAACCCUCUUCAUACCAAUUCUCAACUCCAAAACCCACAACUUCCGUUCAGCAAUUUCAAUGCAACGAGCGCCAUUGGGUUCAACGGUAUGCAGGUUCGCGGUCCAGUUCCUGGACCGCAUCUGCACAACUCUGGUGCACCGUUGGGAAACAAUGCUCUCCCCAACUUGGACCCCAGGCUAUCUGGCCAUCAUCAUUUAAUGGGUCUUGGGGGUUCAGCUAUCAGUGGAAAUCGGCUCAACGGUGGAUUCCCACAACAGGGCCCUGCACAACAAGCACACCUUGCCAUGCGUUCACAGCAACAACAACCUCAGAGUCAUCUUCCCCCUCACAUGCUACCUCAUCUAAUACCUCCUCAUUUGCAACAGGGCCAUCCCAAUUCUACCAAUCAGUCUCAUGAUUUGAUGGCUCUCCUCUUGGGUGGACCUCACAGAGAAUAA
Messenger RNA from Psilocybe cubensis, 3333 nucleotides. RefSeq lists its product as uncharacterized. The record is from RefSeq and is a predicted model, not a curated record. Lineage: Eukaryota; Fungi; Basidiomycota; Agaricomycetes; Agaricales; Agrocybaceae. The transcript is spliced from 10 exons. Bases 1 to 3333 code for a protein of 1110 amino acids.